This is a messenger RNA of Charadrius vociferus (killdeer), 327 nucleotides long. RefSeq names its product transmembrane protein 218 (gene TMEM218). The coding region runs from base 1 to 327 and encodes 108 amino acids. The record is from RefSeq and is a predicted model, not a curated record. The transcript has 2 exons. NCBI's taxonomy places the organism in Eukaryota, Metazoa, Chordata, Aves, Charadriiformes, Charadriidae.
AUGACAGACGGCGCCAGCAAACCGGGAGCCACGGGGUUACUGCGGGAUGGGGGCAAAGCGCCGCAGAAAGUGGAUUUGGGGGGAAUACGACCCUUGAACGACAGGCGAAGGAUGAUGCUGACGGCCGUUUGCAACCCCCGGCACCAAAACCACCUCUUUUCCCCCCCAAAAAAACUCAGUACAUCAUUCCAGAUCGUGGACACCUUCUUUAUAGGCCGCUUCGUUCUCCUGGCCGUGAUGAGCCUGGUCGUGCUUGGGUGCCUGUUCCUGCUCCUGAUUUACCACCUCAUGGAGCCGGUGUACGCCAAACCACUCCGCAGCAGCUAG